AUGGAGCUUCCCGAUCCCUAUUUGCCGGGCGCAAUCAGCCUUCUCGACCAGUUGGAUAAGAAGUUGAUCGUCGUGUUGAGGGAUGGCCGAAAAUUAAUAGGUUACCUCCGAUCAAUUGACCAAUUUGCAAAUCUCAUCUUGGACGAAGUGGUCGAGAGAACUUUUUGCGACAAAUUCUACAGCGACAUCCGGCACGGCUUCUUGUUGAUACGAGGCGAGAAUGUGGUGCUGGCCGGGGAGAUUGACGAGACCUUGGAUACCGGAUUGAAAGAGAUCACUGGCAAUGAAAUGACGAUGUUACAAGAAGAACGGAGCCGACACCAUAAUAGAAAGCACGACCUGCCAAAAGCGGAGCCGCAAAGAAAAACGAAGCACGCAGACAUGGAUGAUGCGUAU
Molecule: messenger RNA, 396 nt
Organism: Mesorhabditis spiculigera
Lineage: Eukaryota; Metazoa; Nematoda; Chromadorea; Rhabditida; Rhabditidae
Source: the annotation of a GenBank genome assembly